AUGCCUGCAAAUGAUUCAAAGUUUAUCAAGGAAGUCUGGGCAGAGAACCUAGAAAAAGAAAUGGCCUAUCUGCGAGACCUCGUAGAAGAUUAUCCUUACUUGGCCAUGGACACAGAGUUUCCUGGUGUGGUAGCAAGACCUAUUGGCACAUUUCGUACUUCAUCCGACUAUCAUUAUCAAACAUUACGCUGUAACGUUGACCUGUUGAAGAUCAUCCAACUUGGAGUUACUUUUGCAGAUCAAUAUGGGAAUCUACCGAGCAAUGUCUGUACUUGGCAAUUCAACUUUAAAUUCAAUCUAGCAGACGACAUGUACGCUCAAGAUUCUAUUGAACUUCUGACGAAAUCUGGCAUUGAUUUCAAAAGGCAUGAAGACUAUGGUAUUGAUGUAGAACAUUUUGGAGAGCUAUUGAUGAGCUCUGGCUUUGUAUUAUUGGACGAUGUAAAAUGGAUCUCCUUUCAUAGUGGGUAUGACUUUGGUUAUCUUCUCAAAGUGUUGACAUGUUCAGCAAUGCCAGCAGAUGAGGCAGAGUUCUUUGAUCUUCUGCGAACAUACUUUCCUUGUAUUUAUGAUAUCAAGUAUCUUAUGAAGAGCUGUAAGAACUUGAAAGGUGGACUUCAGGAUAUCGCAGACGAUCUACAGGUUGCACGGAUCGGUCCACAGCAUCAAGCAGGAAGUGAUAGUUUGCUGACGUGCACAACUUUUUUCAAAAUGCGCCAAAUGUUCUUUGAAGAUAGGAUCGAUGAUCAAAAAUACUUGUAA
Molecule: messenger RNA, 762 nt
Organism: Phycomyces blakesleeanus NRRL 1555(-)
Lineage: Eukaryota; Fungi; Mucoromycota; Mucoromycetes; Mucorales; Phycomycetaceae
Exons: 4
Coding region: 1-762 (253 amino acids)
Cellular component (GO): CCR4-NOT core complex; CCR4-NOT complex; P-body
Molecular function (GO): poly(A)-specific ribonuclease activity; nucleic acid binding
Source: RefSeq, a predicted model, not a curated record